UGACGUUUGAAGCAAUGUGACAGCUUGCUGUUGUGUGGUGAAAAUAUAAACAUGAACUAAAAUCGGUUUUAUUUCAGUUUUGCUAGUACACGUACACGUUCAACAACUUAAAACAAACCUAAAACUAAUACUAUGGCUGCUGUACUAAAAAAGAGGGCUUUGGCGGAGUACAACAAAUCAUUCCAGGAUGGUCCACCUACGAAGAAGUUGCACCUUGUUAAGAAGCCUUUGAUAGGCAGCUCGGCCGCCGCAUUCGUGGGUCUGUUAGAAAAGUGCAAAUCUAGUGACGAGGCACUUCAACUACUGCUGCGUAUUUCUGACUGCCUGCAGUUCCAAGAGUCUGACGUUGAAGAGGCUAUUAAGAAGUUGUCAGAACACUUCCAAUCUGAAGAGGAGUCUGUAGUGAGAGUGAAGAUACUGUGGUUGUUCUGUGAUAUUGGCUUAGAAUGCCCUGGAGCCAAUCUCAAUAACCUGAUUGACGAAACUGCUCACUUGAUCAAAAAUGAAACCUCACAUAAGGUUAUAGCACAAGGCAUAGCCACCCUACUCAAACUUGGCAACAAGCUCAGUGAUGACAAGAUCCUCAUGAUGCGCCUUGUCGCAGUCGCCAAGGACAACUUGAAGGACACCAGCCACCAGGUCAAGUGUCGGUGCCUGCAGUUGAUCAGUGAGCUGUAUCCCAUACACCCGGAGUCUGAGAGAACUAUGGAGAUGUCGACUGAAGCUGAUGCUAUUGUGAAGCUGCUUGGAGAUUAUUCUCAUGCUGAGGAUGCAAGAGUCCGCUGUGGAGCAUUUCAAUCUCUCCUCACAAUGCAUGAGCGAGGACAGAAUCUGAGUGCCAACUUGUAUGAUCUGGUGUGCUUAGCUCUGUCUGAUGACUAUGAGAUUGUGAGGGAGGCUGCUCUCAAGCUUGUUUGGGUGCUGGGCAACAAAUAUCCUGACAACACAAUAACCCUGUCCGACGGCGAGACGACCAUGCGCCUAGUAGACGACGCGUUCGUCCGCAUCUGCUCCGCAGUGAAUGACCUGUGCAUGCAAGUGCGAGCUCUCGCCUGCACGCUGCUGGGCACCACGCGCGCUGUCUCUGACCGGUUCCUGCUGCAGACUUUAGACAAGCAGCUCAUGAGUAAUAUGAAGAAAAAGCGCACAGCCCACGAGCGCGGCGCUGAGCUGGUUCGCAGCGGCGCGUGGGCGUCGGGGCGGCGCUGGGCGGACGACGCGCCCGGACAGCUACUGCAUAGUGCCACCGUGCAGCUGCUGCCCGGCGGGGCCGCCGGCGCCUUCGUGCACGGCCUCGAGGACGAGCUCUGCGAGGUACGCACAGCAGCCGUAGACGCAGUAUGCCAGCUAUCGAUGGAGAAUGCAGUAUUCGCGACGACCUCGCUUGACUUCUUGGUGGACAUGUUCAACGACGAGAUAGAGGACGUGCGUCUGCGCGCGAUAGACAGCCUGACUCGUAUCGCGCAUCAUAUCGUCUUGAGGGAAGACCAGCUUGAAACUAUAUUGGGGGCUUUGGAGGACUAUUCAAUGGACGUGCGAGAAGGUCUGCAUCGCAUGCUCGGGUCAUGCACGGUCGCCUCCAAGACCUGCCUCGAGAUGUGCAUCGACAAGAUAUUGGAGAAUCUCAAGAGAUACCCACAGGACAAGCGUUCAACGUUCCGCUGCGUACAACGCCUCGGCAGUUCUCACGCGUCACUAGUGUUGCCGCUGACGACGCGCUUGUUGGCCGUGCAUCCAUUCUUCGACAUGCCCGAACCUGAUGUUGAGGACCCGGCCUACAUGUGCGUCCUAAUCCUGGUGCUGAAUGCCGCCCAGCACUGCCCCACCAUGCUACCGCUGUUUGAAGACCACACCAUCAAGCACUACACGUAUCUACGAGACACCAUGCCGCAUCUAGUGCCCUACCUGCCUAUUGGUGACGCCCAACGCUCAAGCGCCGAGAAGAUCGAGUCGGCGAUGGACGACAGCGCGGUGCGGCGGUUCUUCGACUCAGUACUACAGCACAUCGACAACACUGCGCUGUCUAACAGCGUGAGACUCAACAUGCUGCAGUCGGCUGAGGAACAGCUUAACAAACUAGCGGAGAUGGAGCCGGGCGUGUCGGGCGCGGCGCAGUUCACGAUGGUGUUCGCGCGCUGCGUGCUGGCGCUGCACGGCGCGCUGCACUCGCCCGCCGGCCCGCCCGCGCACGCGCUCUCGCACCUCACCACCGACUGCCUCAGACUGCAGCACCAAUUCAGCGGCGUAUCAGAGCAGGACAACGCGUUUGUCUGGCAGCUCGCUCUCCGCGUGAGUGCGGCGCGUCUGUGCGCGGCGGCGGCGCCCGCGCGACUGACGGGCUCCGCGGUCACUCCGGCCGCCGGCGCGGGAGUGGCCGCCGCGCUGUCCGCCGCAGCCGCGCUCACGCAUCAUGCUGAGUUGCUCGAUAGGCUGUUGGCUUCUGCAGGAGUGGAGCCGGACCCGUUCACGAUCGCAGUGUUCCGGCAGCUGUCGAUGAACGCGGACCACAAGCCGGCCGCGCUCGCCCGCGCCGUCAUGCCACUGUUACAGUCUGCGCCGCUGCCUGUGAUACCCAAGCCUAAUAUCAAUAUCCGCAUGUGCACAGCACAUAUCUUGGAGCCGGCGGCCGACAACGACACGGUGGUGCGGUUCAGCGCCGGGCUGGUGGCGGGCGUGGCGCUGGAGGCGGAGGUGCUGCGCGUGAAGACGCCGCGCCUGCUGCGCGUGCGCGUCGCCUACCCCGACACGCGGGCGCAUGCGCUCGUGCCGCCGCCAGACCAUCUCAGGCCGCUCGAUCAUCAUAAUACUAAUGACGACGGCACCCAGAACGUGCGCCUUCUAACCAAGGUGCUGAUCUCCCACGGCGUGUGGACGGAACCCUGCGGCGUGGACAUAUCUGUGUGUCUCGCGGUCGAAGAGGGCGGCGGCCGGGAGCCCGCGCAACUCAUCGAGCUGUGCCGACCGGUCAGGGUCACUGUCGCACCCAAGCCUAUCAAACGAGGCAUAUAAGUACACGUAAUCUUGGAUGAAAAAUUGUUGGUGGUGACCAGUUGAGAGUUUGGUCUCAGGCCACCUGAAUAUAAAACGUGGUCUUAAAGUAUCGUAUUUUGUGCUAGGUUAAACCAUCUCCUUGAAAAAGUCAUGAUGGACCUAACCUUUUUAACCUUGAAGUAAAGAUCAUACGUUUUUAAAACCACAUUUAAAAGUUAGGUAGAGGGAUUCUAAGUACCCCUCAGGUUAAAUGGGCGGUAAAAAUGAUUUUUGAAAAGAAAGAUUUUCCUCCCUUCUAUUUAGUCCUACCUUGCAUCCUGACAAAAUGUGUAAUAAUUCAAUUUUUUUAUUAUCUCUGAAAGAUGUAUUUUCCCUAUUAAGUGACUGUAAAAUGUGUGCAGGACAACAUAUAUUAUGUACCUCUGGACUACUUAGAAAUAAGAACAAAAUAAAGUAAUUAUAUACUUUUAA
Helicoverpa zea (corn earworm) is the source of this 3462-nucleotide messenger RNA. It is a transcript of the gene IntS4, whose product is annotated as integrator complex subunit 4. Lineage: Eukaryota; Metazoa; Arthropoda; Insecta; Lepidoptera; Noctuidae. The record is from RefSeq and is a predicted model, not a curated record. Gene Ontology annotation, cellular component: integrator complex. The transcript is spliced from 16 exons. Gene Ontology annotation, biological process: snRNA processing. The coding region runs from base 133 to 3009 and encodes 958 amino acids.